Messenger RNA from Aspergillus bombycis, 1746 nucleotides. RefSeq names its product putative ribosomal assembly complex component Ipi3. Gene Ontology annotation, molecular function: protein binding. Bases 1 to 1746 code for a protein of 581 amino acids. The transcript has 2 exons. NCBI's taxonomy places the organism in Eukaryota, Fungi, Ascomycota, Eurotiomycetes, Eurotiales, Aspergillaceae. The record is from RefSeq and is a predicted model, not a curated record. Gene Ontology annotation, biological process: DNA-templated DNA replication; rRNA processing. Gene Ontology annotation, cellular component: nuclear pre-replicative complex.
AUGCUAUCGGAGUGCUUUAUCGCAGCUACCCUGACGUCGGGCAAAGCCCCGGCGUCAGCGAGUCUCCGCGAUGUAGGGAUCUGCGUUCAUGAGUUUCAACCGUCACCUAACCUACGCUCCACCUUCAAGAAGAGCUCGACUCCAGCCAAUUGUCUGGCCGUGAGCCCGUCACAUGUGUACGCAGCUCAGGCGGAGAAAGCCAUUGUCCAUGUGUACAGCAGAGAAAAAGGGAAUCAAGAGGCGGUUAUUCCCUUCCCGGAGCGCAUUCGCAGCAUUGCGAUUGCGGGGGGCAAGAAUGGCGACGUCUUGGUCUUGGGUACCGAAGGGGGCCGUCUAAUUUUAUGGGAAACUUGCACUGGACGUCAAGUCGCUACAACAGCAUCCCACCUGAGCCCAGUGACCACCCUGGUCGUUGACCCCAGUGACAAUUUCAUUCUAUCCGGCUCCUCCGAUGCCAGUAUCCAUGUCUGGUCUUUAGUCGACAUCCUUUCUUUCACAAAGCUCCCAUCCGGCCGGGAUCGGCAACCACCAAACUCCCCCAUCCGUACAUUCUCGAACCACCGCGCUGCCAUCACGUCACUUGCCGUGGGACACAGCUCCGGUAGAUACAACAUCGCCGUUUCGACAGCACAGGAUAACACAGCCAUCGCUUGGGACUAUCGCACCGGACGCGUCCUGCGGACGUUCCUCUUACCUUCCAGCGCAGUCUCCCUGGCUCUUGAUCCAGUUGACCGCGCAUUCUACGUCGGCUAUGAAGAUGGCAGCAUCCAAUCAGUGGACUUAUACAAGUCUCAAUCCUUCCAACAUCCUCUCCAUGACCCAUCACUACAGUCUACCCCAGCCCAGCCCUCCGCAGAAGAGAAAUGGUCCCCGCCGUCUGCCGACUGCGGCGCCGCCCAGUCCCUCUCGCUCUCCUACGAUGGAAUGACCUUGUUAUCGGGCCACCAGAACGGAAAAGUACUCUCAUGGAAUGUCGGCAGAAAGAAAUACGCCACAACCGUAGCAGACUACACACAUCCCGUGACGAACCUUCAUAUGCUCCCAUUGGCUGGCCUCCCCAACCCCGGCCAGGAUCUAAAAAGGGUAGUACACACAGUCGUCAAACCCCGAUACGACAGUAGCCUGUCGGAAUCAUCUCAAGCUGCAGGCGCCGUACCUGCCAACUACACCUUCAACACCCACCUCCUCGACUCAACAUCAUCCAAGCCUGCCACAGCAAGGAACCUCGAUGGCUCCGAGCGAACAAACCAGUUUGCAGAAGCUUUCACUCAAGCCGUCUUCCCCAACUCAAUGAUCGAAGAAGGUCUUGCUGAGCUAGCUGCCUUUAACCAGCCGGAAGGCAGCACCGCCCAAGGCUCGCCCAUGAUGACACAAGCCACAAAUUAUGAGGACCUCGCAGCAAAGGACUCACAGAUAGCAAACCUAGAAAGCGAGCUUACAGCCCUCAAAAAGAAAACAACAGCCAACGACGCCGCCCGUCAACUCACCACAGACGAGGUAACAAAGCUUCGUUCCGACCUAGCCAAUUUAAAUGAUUACAUCAACGAACUCCACCAGAAACAAGACCAAGCACAGAGAGAAAAGGUCAUCCGGCAAGCCCGGAAAGAAGAACGCGAGACCCGUAAACGGGAAGCUUGGUUUGCGGCUGAGAAGAAGGGAAAGAAAGGCGACGCCAUCGUCCGAAGGAUGGAAGCCGAGGAAGCUAUGCAGACCAGUGACUCGGACGAUCAGAGCAGCGAUGAGUGA